AUGUCUGCUCUGGGGAUGCCUCCUCACAUAUUGGCACUUUUUGAAGCGCGUCCUCCCCUUGAACAUCUCCCUUUUGCAGACACUACACUAAGGCGUAAGCCUGGCGGCAUGGCUCAGUAUGUCAAAGAAUUUUCAGAUGAAAUACCAGUACCACAACCUCAUUUUGAGACGCCUAAAGAACGUAGAGCUAGGAAAAAUAAGGAGAAGAUUGAAGCACAUCUCCUCCGUCAGAAGAAUUUGAUUGAACAGUAUGACCCCAAAUCUGGUAAUUCUUUGACACAUGACCCAUAUAAGACACUAUUCAUAGGCAAUUUGGCUUAUGAAGCUACGGAACGCCAAUUGAGGAGUGAAUUUGAAGCCUACGGGAAGAUCAAACGAAUUAGAAUUAUUGCGGAUGCAAACGGUAAUCCUAGAGGCUAUGCCUUCAUCGAAUUUGAUACUGAAAGGGAAAUGGUUAACGCCUAUAAGCGUGGAGAUGGGAGAAAGAUAGCUGGUAGGAGGGUUAUCGUAGAUGUGGAGAGAUCCAGAACGGUAGCUGGUUGGUUACCGAGGCGGUUAGGAGGGGGGAGGGGUCUGGCUAGGGGCUCCAAGAAAAAUAUACCUCCGGUUAAUAUUAAUGCCAACCCUGUCAAUUCUAGUAGAGGAUACAGCCAACCCAGAAAUAGUACAAGGAGUUAUAGCCAAUCAAGGUCUGGCUACGGUAGAACCAACAGUCGUUAUGAUUACAGCUCAAGAAGUGCCUGUACAGGACGGUCAGAUUCAAUGCACACAGAAAGACGGGAAUACAACAAUUUAAACCAUUCAAACCCAGAAAAUACCAGAUCAAGUGGCGGUUCAUCGCAUUAUGGAGAAAAUUUUGGAGCAGAUAAGUACGAUGAUAGACGCAAUAAUGAGAGGAGGAGGGGUAGGAGUGAGGAUAAGAGUUCAGAUCGCAGAGACAGGAGUUAUGAUAGGGACUAUGGAAAUGAAAGAGAUUAUAAGAGACAUCACAUCUAA
This is a messenger RNA of Babesia microti strain RI, 996 nucleotides long. RefSeq names its product U1 small nuclear ribonucleoprotein 70 kDa. Lineage: Eukaryota; Apicomplexa; Aconoidasida; Piroplasmida; Babesiidae. The transcript has a single exon. The record is from RefSeq and is a predicted model, not a curated record. Gene Ontology annotation, molecular function: mRNA binding; U1 snRNA binding. Gene Ontology annotation, cellular component: U2-type prespliceosome; precatalytic spliceosome; U1 snRNP. The coding region runs from base 1 to 996 and encodes 331 amino acids. Gene Ontology annotation, biological process: mRNA splicing, via spliceosome.